ACCAAGAGGAGCGCGAGCGCACUUAUAUAGCUACAUGUGUAGGGGCAGUACGCACGUUCAGGACACACACACACACACACACACACAGCCACGACACCUUGGAUGAAACGUGUUUGCAUUGCAGGGAAAUUAAAUAAAUAAACAACAUGCAGCAUCCUCUACACCGCUUCCACACGAAAGGCGCGUCUACUCCAUCUGGCUGAUUUUCCUGAUCAUUUCACAAAUUUUACACGUUGUAUGGAUGUUUUUUGUUUAACCUUCUCGACAAUUGCACAUACACUAAGACGGACAUAAGGCACAGUGUUUUGAACGUCGAAUGGCACGCGCUCGGCUCGGAAGGAGAGAACAGGGCAAUGCUUCCACCUCAUGUUUCCUUUCAUGGAUCACUCAUGAAGCAAACUAGUGCCUGGACAGGGACCAUCCUCAUCAUCAGCGCUCACUAGGCCAGAAUGGAAUCAGGGCUCAGAACUGCCCCCAGAGCAGAAGAGGAGAAAGCUCCUCCUGCUCAGAGAAAAUUAUCAAGAGCAGGUGGUGGUGACCUGGGGCCUGAGUGCUGCAAAUGCAACGGUCAGAUCAACACCCGAAGCGUAAUGGUGGAGACCAAGGAAGGACGGGUGUCAGUGUACUCAGCCCCACAGUAUCAGAGCCAGGUGGUGGUCAGUUAUUCUCCCGAGCAUGCAGAUCAGGACAGAAAUGGGCACCAUCCGCAACUGCUCAACCCCAGUGCCUUGCCCCAGGCUCUGGACCCUUUUUAUAAGCCCAACCUCAUCCUGUACCCUGAAGGAGUUCUGAAAGUGUGGGGGGAGGGAAGCGACUGCUGUGAGACUACGUUCAUUGAGGACAUGGCUCCUGCUAACUCUGCUGCUACGGUUACUAAAGAUGGGCUCAUGUUCACUGACAAGAAAUUCCUGGAUUUAUCUAUGGAGGAUACCAAGAUUCAUACACUGUCGUACGAUGUGGAUGAUGACGAUGAGUUUGAAGAGCUGGAGAGUGAGUACUCAAGUGACUCAGAGAGUGAGGACAACUUCCUAAUGAUGCCCCCGCGAGACCACCUGGGCCUCAGUGUGUUUUCAAUGCUGUGCUGCUUCUGGCCGCUGGGCAUCGCAGCCUUCUACCUGUCUCAUCAGACUAACAAAGCAGUAAAUAAAGGGGACUUGCACCAUGCCAGCUCCAGCUCCAGACGUGCUCUCUUCCUGGCUGUGCUGUCCAUCACCAUCGGUACCGGCAUCUACGUUGGCGUAGCAGUGGCUCUUAUUGCAUACCUUUCCAAGAACAACCACUUGUAGCCUUGCCUUGCCUCCCAUCUUGCCACUGACUGUUGAUGUGGAUUUACUGUAAGGGCCACUUAUGGGUAUUGCACUGAGUAAUGAUCUACAUACUCUACAGCACUUUUAUGAAUCACAUGGAAUUUUUGAGUGGAUCCUCAUUUGUAAACAUUGUGACAUUGUAAAUCAUGGCAUUCCUUUUUCGUAUUCACUGUUUAUCACAGUGGCAAUUGUGUUGAGAUACUGUAGUAAUAGACUUUAAUACCAAGGCAACUACUUUGAUCGUAUGCUUUGAUUAACCGCAGUAUUUAUUGUGCCAAUCUAGUCUUUUGAGCCUUUAUUGUAGUCUUAUUUUUCUUCUGGAUGAUGGCGAAGUAUGAAAAACACAAUGUAUCUGAAGUGCCACAGUGCUUUGAAGCCUUCUUAUAAGGAGCUACGAUAUUAUAAGGACCACAAGUAGGGGCUUGUUCAACACUCAAGGUUAAGGUGGAUGCAAAGCCAUACAGAUGGGCUGCAGGACUCUGAAUGUGGACCUUCCUGGUCUAGCAGUAACAUUCUGAUGUAAGAGGGCUGUAAAUAUUUAUAAACCAUUUUUUGUCAAAUAACACAUGGAGUGUCAAAACCAGGCCAUAAGCUUUCAGUUUCUACAUGCCACAUUAUGAUAGUGUACAUGCUUACACUGUGUUAUAGAUUUUCACCAUGUGGGAGAUUUUAACCACCUGCUGAACUGCAACCUCUUACCAAUUAAAUGUA
Messenger RNA from Ictalurus punctatus (channel catfish), 2018 nucleotides. Its product is annotated as synapse differentiation-inducing gene protein 1. Gene Ontology annotation, biological process: positive regulation of synapse assembly; synaptic vesicle clustering. Bases 450 to 1286 code for a protein of 278 amino acids. Gene Ontology annotation, cellular component: synaptic vesicle membrane; postsynaptic density membrane; excitatory synapse. The transcript has 4 exons. The record is from RefSeq and is a predicted model, not a curated record. Lineage: Eukaryota; Metazoa; Chordata; Actinopteri; Siluriformes; Ictaluridae.